Leptopilina heterotoma is the source of this 1803-nucleotide messenger RNA. RefSeq names its product zinc finger CCCH domain-containing protein 11A-like. The transcript is spliced from 6 exons. The coding region runs from base 16 to 1518 and encodes 500 amino acids. NCBI's taxonomy places the organism in Eukaryota, Metazoa, Arthropoda, Insecta, Hymenoptera, Figitidae. Gene Ontology annotation, molecular function: metal ion binding. The record is from RefSeq and is a predicted model, not a curated record.
UUUGUAUAUAAAGAGAUGUCAUGUAUACAUAUAUACACAUAUAAAAUACAUAGUAUAAAAUUUCUCCUCUCCCCACCUUUCCUACUGGUUGGUCGUUCCUCUUCCUUCUUCCUUCUUUGCGUUCGCGUCGUCGCACGUCGUCGUAUUGAGUGUGAAUGUGUCGUAUUGAGUGUAAUUUCAAGUUAUACUAAGAAAAAAAAACUUCUCGAAAGAGUUAAGGAACACGAUCACUCGUCGUUUUAUAGGUUUUUACAAAUGGAGCAAAACCAAAAGAACACGGACUGCUAUUUUUAUUAUUAUUCCAAAUGCUCUAAGGGAGAUAACUGUGCGUUCCGACAUGAACCAUCAGCUUUGGGUUGCGAGACUGUUUGUUCCUAUUGGCAGCAGGGAAGCUGCCUCAAUGAGCAUUGCAAUUUUCGGCAUAUGGAAUUAAAGAAAAAUCGCAAGUCAAUUCCUUGUUACUGGGAAGGACAACCAAGUGGUUGUAUGAAACCGUACUGCCCAUUUCUUCAUAGAAAUCCAAAACCUACACAGAAUGCUGCUGUUAAUCAGGUGAAAGUAUCCGAAACGAUUUCAACGAAGCCUGUCAAUCAGGAAUGGUCGACUCGUCAAGAAGACUCGAAAUUCGAUGCUAGUAGCACUGAAUCCGAUCAAGGACGUGGUAGCAGUGAAGCGGGCAGUUUCAUUGGUAGUCCAGCAGUCGAUCCUCUGAUUGUCAACUUUGAAGAAGAAUCCGAUAGCGAAGGAGGUUGUUCGCCAGUAAAGCGGAAGUCGAGGGUGGCGUAUUGCAAAACUUACGAGGAAAUUCGUCUCGAGGAAAUUCAAGCGGAGAGCGCGGCAUUUUAUUCCUAUCAGCCGGACGAUUAUUUGGGUUCGAGUGGAGGGGGGAAAUUUAAAAAAACAACAACAAUACGCACACAAAGGGAAUCACCGCUUUAUUCCAGGCUGGACACAACAACAACAAUUUCAGAUCAGCAGCCGUCAGUUAAUUUAAAUUUUAAAAUAUUAACCCUCGAGGAAAUUCGUCGAAGGAAAAUUGAGGCGACAUCUACAGACGAUAGAAAUAAAAAAACAAGUGACAAUAAUCAGUCAACGGAGGAAUUUUUAAAGGACGCAAUGAAAACUUUAGAGAAAUUAAAGGCAAUGAAUAGUGAAAGACGAGAAAUUACCAAAAGAAAAUAUUCCGAAUUGGAAGACAUCGAGGAAAUAAGGAAAAGUAAAAUAACGAAAAUUAACGAUAAUAAAGUUCCACCUGUCAGAUUGCGAAGAACAUUGAAAUUUUCCGACAAUACCAGUGAGGUAAAAAUCGAAAAUCCAGAAGUGAAUUUUACAAAAGUUGAAGUUAGAGUUUGUGAUAGUAGCACUGCCGAGGACGAUGUGCCGAGUAAAAUUCAUAAUGUCGGGAAAAUUUCCGUCUCUACCGAAACAAAGAAUUUCUGUGAUAAUUCGGAGAAAACUAGCAAUAACACAAUUGCCGAGGAGGAUGACAUUUUAAAAGAUAUCGACGCAUUGUUAUAAAAACAACAUAGUAAAAAAAAGUGACAACAGUAAAACUAAAAGUAAGUUAUUUGACUCUUUUUUUUCUAUCACAAAGUGGUAUUUUUUCAAAGGAUAUAAACGAUAUAAAGUUAUAUUUCCAAACAUGAAAAAACGGAAAUCAACGAAAAAAAAUUUUAAAAAAAGGGUAAAAUGAUAAAUGAGAUUUUAAAUAUUUUCCUUUUUUUUUAAAGAAUAAGUGAUAAUUUUUAAAUAUUCGUCCUUUAACAAAAGUGAUAUUAUAGAGAAAAAUUUUACAUAAUUUUU